GGCUAAUUACGGAAAAGACCUUUGUCUAUGCGCAUACGCCCCCAAAAAAAUCUUCAAAAUUGGGUACUAUUUUUGUCGAACAGUUGGUGUGCAUAAACCCACUAAAACUCCCGAUGAGAGGCGUCAUACCCAUAAACCCUCAGAAGAAGAUAGAAGCUGAUUCGAAUCCCGUCAAAGAAUCAGAUUACUAUGAAGGCGAACGUCUUACUCAUCUGCUCGACUUGAUUCAGAGAGAAAUUGAGACUUCGAAGCUUUCGAAUGUGAACUCAUUGCCUGAGAAGAUAUGGCUCAAGAAACAAGUCGCGAUUGGGAUCAACGAAGUCACUCGUGUUCUCGAGAGGAUGAAGUCCAACACUAGUGACCAACAACAAAACCCUAAACAACCUUCGGUUCAACUUCAGGUAGUGAUUGUAGUAGCUGACUGUAAACCGAGGAUGCUAACAAAGCAUAUACCCAACUUAGCUGCUUCCAGGGAUGUUCCUGUUCUCUAUAUUAGAGACAACAAACGAGCCUCUCUCAGAUUAGGUGAGUUGGUUAACCUCAAGACUGCUCUAGCCAUUGGUGUUAAGGCGAGAGGAAACGAACUCAACCUAAUACUCCAACAGCAGAUUCUGCCGACAGAUUCUUGAUCCUGUAAGAGAAGGGAAUUUUUUUUUAUCUUGUUUCCAUGUGAUCCUUUCUCAGUGUAGUAGUAGUAGUAUAUACAGAUAAAUGACAUUGACAACCAAUUUAGCGAUUUCAGUUGUCUCGAAUGUAUA
Messenger RNA from Capsella rubella, 758 nucleotides. RefSeq lists its product as uncharacterized. NCBI's taxonomy places the organism in Eukaryota, Viridiplantae, Streptophyta, Magnoliopsida, Brassicales, Brassicaceae. The transcript is spliced from 5 exons. Bases 114 to 629 code for a protein of 171 amino acids. The record is from RefSeq and is a predicted model, not a curated record.